CUCUCUCUCUCUCUCUCUCUCUCCCCCCUACUGGCACGACGGCUCCAAGGUUAUAAAAGACAAUAAAUAAAAAAAUAAAAAAAAGCACGGAGGUUUUUGAAGACCCCUUGCGUUCGUGCCAUGGAGAAGGAAGCAAAAGCGGGCGGCAGCGGCAGGGAGAGAGAGGAGCUCGAAACCCUAACCAUAACGAAGGUCGCGGAGGUCUCCGCCGCGAUCGAUGGUGCGAAGCACGUCGACGAAGUGAUCCGCGCCCUCCACUUCCCCGUCGAUUCCCCGCUCGUCGCCGGUGUGAUUCUUGAUGAGCGCUCCAGAAAUCAGAUCCUCAGUGUUGUACUUCCGAAGGAUGGUGAAAGGAAUUGUUGGAAAAAUGCUUUCUAUCGUGGUUCAGCAUUUCCGGCAUUGUCUAGGAUCCUAUUAUACAAUGUUGCAUCAAAAUGGUUAGCUGACUUUCCUAAAUUGGCAAGGAAGCAGGUUUAUGAUUCAUUUUUCGUUGAAGGGCCGACAACUGAAAUAGUUCAAGCACUCGUUCCUUCUCUAAAGCAAAAAGGAAGCACUAAAGAUGAUUUUAAUGUUAUUUGCUCAAACAUCGAAAGGUUAUUGAUGCUAUGCUUGCUUGAGAAUGAAGGUGUACGCCUUAUGGUUGGAGAAUUUGGACUUCUUGAUGAACAAGAUAAUAACAUUCUUAAACCUGAUAAAGUAACAUUCAUUUCUAGGAUAUCACAGCUACUUUCAUCAAUUCCAGAUAAAGUAAGACUAAGAGCUUCAUCUGCACUUUCAUCACACUCGUUUUUCCGAAGAGUUGCCAAUCAACUUCUGACUGGAGCAGAAGAAAGAGCUGUGCAAUUAAAUUGUAACGCCAUCCCAGAUGCUGCAUUUUUGUUUGUGGGGGAAACAUUUUCUCAUGUAUGCCGUCGUGGAUCUAUUGAUGUCAUUGUAGCAGAAGUGAUUCCCAGGAUUCUCAGCCUUGUCCAGAGCUUCUUAUCAUCAAAUGCUAAUCUGGUUGUUCCUGAUGUUAUAAAUUCUAAUCCUAAGUCCCACUUCUGGCUUAAUAUGGUGGAAGCUAUCAAAGACCAGUAUGCUGUCGAAAAGUUUUCUGAAGAGAUGCUGCGCCAACUAGCAUCAACAAGUAUUAGUGAUGUAGAAGUUUAUUGGAUCCUGUGGAUUCUGUUUAGUAAGAAUUUCAAGUUUGGUUCCUUUGUCAGGGGCAUGUUUGUUGAUAAAUUUCUUCUCUGGAAAGUAUUUCCUUUGUGCUGCCUGAGAUGGAUUCUUCAGUUUGCAGUUUUUGAAUGCCCACCAAAUUCAGAUGCACAAAUGGAGGGGCGAAAGACGCCACAUUUCCUAAACUCACUGCAGCUUCUAAUCAGUAUUUGGUCCAGACGUGAGUUUGUUCAAUCAUCUUCCAUGGAGCAACAAGCUUAUCUGACAGCUGCUGUUGGUUUAUGCCUGGAAAGAAUUUCUAAGGAAGAAUUAGAUGCUACUAAAGAUGCUUUAAGCAAUAUUCUUCAAGGAGUUAGCUGUAGGUUAGAGAGCCCAAUCGAUCUAGUUCGGAGAAUGGCGAGCUCUAUUGCACUAGUAUUUUCCAAAGUUGUUGAUCCAAAAAAUCCUCUGUACCUCGAUGAUAACUGCUGCGAGCCUGUUGAUUGGGAAUUUGGGAUGUUACCACAAAGAAAACAGAUAGCUGCUGCUUCACAUAAUGAAGAUGAAAACAAAUCAAAGUUAUUUCUACGUGAGGAUAGGAAAAGUGCAUCUGAUGAGAAAAAGCAGAGAGUUAUUAAACAUAAAAGUGCAGAAAAUAAUGCCUUGAUACAAGAAUUGGCAGAUCCUGAUGAGAAUAGGAAUCCUGUUGAAGUAAAUGGUGAACAUUUUUCUGGUGAAGAGGAUGAUGAUGACUCAAGUGAUUCAUCAUUGAAGCCGUAUGACCUAUCAGAUGAUGAUACAGAUUUGCAGAGGAAAUUUUCCCAGCUAGGUGAUAUAGCUGCAGCAUUAAGGAAACAUGAUGAUCCAGAUGGUGUUGAAAAAGCACUUGAUGCUGCCGAAAAGCUUAUAAGAGCGUCACCUGAUGAACUCAGUCAUAAUUCAGGUGAUCUUGUUAAAGCAUUAGUACACGUUCGUUGCUCAGAUGUGGCAAUGGAAGGAGAGGAAGACUCUGCUGAAGAAAAGAGACAAAAAGCAUUAGUAGCUUUGCUUGUUACUUGCCCAUUUGAAUCUCUAGACGUGAUGACUAAGAUGCUUUAUUCGUCAAAUAUUGAUGUUGGUCAACGAAUCCUGAUAAUUGAUAUUAUGACUGAGGCGGCACAAGAGCUUUGUAACACCAAAGUCGUUAAAAGAGAACAAAAGCAGGGAGAGUUGGUAUCCGCUGUUUCUCAACCGUGGUAUAUUCCUAGUUCAAGAGGGCCACCUGGUGCAGGACCUUGGAAGGAAGUAUCAGAACCAGGAACAUUUCUUAGUUGGUCUCACCGAUAUGAGAGGGAAAUUCCUUCUAGACCAGGUCAAACAAAAGCGGGAAAGUCACGAAAAUGGAGUCUUGGUAAGGCAAAAGAUUUACAGGUGGAGUGGUCACAGAAUAGAUUUCCAUUGUAUGCUGCUGCUUUUAUGCUUCCGGCUAUGCAAGGAUUUGACAAAAGGAAACAUGGGGUGGACCUGCUUAAUCGGGACUUUAUUGUUCUCGGAAAAUUGAUCUACAUGCUUGGUGUUUGCAUGAAAUGCAUGGCUAUGCAUCCAGAAGCAUCUGCUUUGGCCCCUGCUCUUCUCGAUAUGAUAAGAUCAAGGGAUGUUUCAAAUCAUGCUGAAGCAUAUGUCAGGAGAUCUGUCCUCUUUGCAGCUUCGUGCAUACUAAUAGCUCUGCAUCCAACGUAUGUUGCGUCAUCUCUAAUCGAGGGCAAUCAAGAGAUUUCCGGCGGACUCGAGUGGAUUCGCACAUGGGCUCUUCAUGUUUCUGAAGCUGACCCUGAUACUGAAUGUGCAUCAAUGGCUUUGACCUGUCUUCAACUCCAUGCCGAGAUGGCCCUUCAGACAUCGCGUGCUCUCGAAGCUGCAGACCAAUUCAAGGCCCAAACCCGCACCCUUCCCCCGAAGCUUGAUAACAUCAUAAUACCAUUCUCAAGCACAAAAUUUUAAGAAGAGGAUGAUUAUGUACAUUAUUAUAUAUUUCGUAUGCUACUUUUUUAUUUUGCUACAAUUUGUUAGUUCUUAGAUGAAAAUUAAAGAUAACUCAGUAAUUCAGUUUACUGCGUGUCUGAAAUUAAUGCGAGCUGCCUUUAUACUACUGAUC
Molecule: messenger RNA, 3271 nt
Organism: Ananas comosus (pineapple)
Lineage: Eukaryota; Viridiplantae; Streptophyta; Magnoliopsida; Poales; Bromeliaceae
Product: telomere length regulation protein TEL2 homolog
Exons: 13
Coding region: 121-3117 (998 amino acids)
Biological process (GO): telomere maintenance via telomerase; protein stabilization
Cellular component (GO): cytosol
Molecular function (GO): telomeric repeat DNA binding; Hsp90 protein binding
Source: RefSeq, a predicted model, not a curated record